AUGGAUCUCCUUCAAUCGGUAUUCAACCACCUAGUGCUGCCUCCCAAAGUACCGGGGAGCCAAGAUUCUGACAUUGAAUCCAUAUCACGCGACGUGCUGAUGCGCAUGAUCCGCACCUGCAAAUCUAUGGGUUCCAUUGUCGAUUCGCCUUGGCUAGAAGCAUUCCAAUCACUUCAGGCUUCAAUGGAAACCUGUCUUGCGCUCCACUUGGGCCGCCUGGAGGUGUCAACAUUGCGUCGCCAUCUGCGCAAUCUCGAAUCGGACCACAUCUUGAUUUUACAUGUCGUGGAGCAGAAUUCCGCCUUGCUCAUCCAUCGCGAGACCUGCGAUGAUGAAGACCGUGUCGUCUUCGAAGCGUUUGAGACGUCAGCCCCCUCGGAACGGGUUCUUGCGGCAGGUCAUGCCUUGCAAUGGGAUUUCCCCGGUCGUUGCGCCCAGAUUCCAUUCGCUAAAUUCAUUGAUGAGCCGUUUCAAGAGUGUCUGUCUGCUUUUCUUGAACAGGCUAGCAUGGAGUCGAUAUAUAGUCUUCAAGCUGCUGCACGAAAAGCUUCUAUUUCCGUUACCGAGGUUAGAGAUACCACUGACCCGGCGCUGAUCACCCAGAUGCUUAUGCCUCUUCUCGAGGCCAACGGUAGUCAUUUUCAACCACCCGUGCUUCGAAAGAAAGUAAGAGAUGAAGUCAACAUACGGAGUGCGGACUUGCCCUGGCGCCGGCUCCCGUUUUGGCUCGUUUUACGCGUCGCAGCGCAGCGUCAGCUCUGCCAAACGCUCGGAAACGAACAAGGUCGAAUAGGUUACAAGGUUCUCAUAUGCCUCUUGCUAUCUGAGCUGUUACGGGAAUCUACAGGGAAACUGGGUCCGGAUCAAGUCAUUACCCUCCGAGCCAAGCUAUGCCGCCGCAUGGCCAAGUUAGAGAUGGACAGAACAAUGGUCCAGCAGAUCCAACCCAACGUAUAUACGUCCUUAUUCGACCAAAUCUGCCCUAGAAUCGAGACGAUCAUCCGAGAGGCGACAACACAACUUGAGACAGCAUGGGAAUACUACAAGCAGUCAACAAUCCGCCGCAUCCCAAGGCUCCCCUUCCGUGCACCUGAUGCUUCGCUCCAACUUACCCUUCCGAACAGUAGCGGGUACCUCGACCGCUUACUACGUAAUCCCGCACCCCGACCAAGCGGAAUAUCUUCUCUUGACCUUCCCCAGCCGCUUGAUGGGGCUAUUCAAAGGGCCCAAGACUUUACAGAUGCUAUAUUUCGGCUUAACGUGGUAGAAGAAGGAAUAUUUCGCGACGAACAACUUCAUCAGCGCAGCCCGUGUGGUGGCGAUAAGAAUCGCUGCAUCGAGCUUGCCGAGCAAAUCGACGAAGUCUUUACGAGUGUUGGUCCAAAAUAUGACUCGGAUCCUGAGCAGAUGAGCACUAUGAUCCUCGGCUUAUUUAGUGUAUGGAUCCGUCUCGACGAAUGUGCUAUUCACCUAUGCCCUCUGCUCAACGAUUAUCGCCCUGCUUUCAGCCCCGAGCUCCUCAACGUCCUCCAAAUACCUACCAUGUCCGACAUGAGUCGCCUCCGAGACAUUCAAAGAUAUCUAUCACAACGUCAUUCCAAAUGCAAGUACGGUACUAUCUUCGACGAGCUUGGCAAGAACUGUCUGGCUUCGCAUUAUACAGCAUCUAAUCACGCUCGCGAUGAAAAGGAGUCAGAAUGGAGAAAGAUCUCCGAAGAAUACGACGACCACACGACAGGAAUUUCGGACAAAAUUUGUUGCUGUUCUUGGAGCAACGGCGAGCGUGACGUGCGUGGGUGUACGAAGUGUUGGCACUGGCGCGUUCGAAACCGCUUACAGAUUCAAGCACAUGAAGCGUUUCUCCCUGACAGCAAUCCUGCCAGGGAUGUCUUGUUAUUUGAGCUCGCGAUCCCCAACUACAUUUCUGCGUAUCGAGACGCUACUUGGCGGAUACUGACCUUGGCACAUCCAAGUCGAGUCACCGUAUCGUCUCCCCCCAAGAUUAAAUUGACAGACUGCCUACCCCUCAAGCCCUUUAUGACCGCUAAGGUGUAUAGAAUCUCGUUAGCCUCAAGUGUUAAAUGCUUCAGCCAGACUCACUACAGAUAUCAUUCAGGAAAGAUCCCGCUGUCUCGUGUACUGCUACCUCUUGCGGCAGAUUUUCAAUUGUACGACCAUGCUUCGGGAUCCUGGGUUGAAGAUUUAAGCAUGCCCCUUACCUUUCAACAUAUCUGUGGAGUCUAUGUCCCCCGUGGCCUCCGUACUACGGUCCUGCCACCCAUACAGCACCCUCCCACUACUGUCAACGGACCAACAUCCUAUGAGGUACAGGCUAAUCAGAAUGAAUGCCCAUCUCAUAUGUCUGCCCGGCGCUGGCCCAACAUCAUGGAUACUGCGCGAUUAUUAUGCCAACUUUCAGUCCAGGCCGGCCCUUCGCUCGGCGGCGAGGUUUUACGGACAGUUCAUGUUAUUUUCCGGGAACCGGCUUUCGUCGCGCGCUUGACUGAAACUCUCGACACGCGCAUGCGCAGCAUACAAGCAAACUGGCGGGAAGCCCAUUCCAUGGAAGUGCUCAUCACGAUUACCUUGCGAUUAUUUUAUCUUACCUCAGAGAGUGCAAGAAAUGCUACGUUAGACUGGACAACUCGCCUCCGCAAAGAGCUCCGCACUGCCACCGAUGCAGAUGUGGCGCAACGGUUAGCACUAUACGGCUUCUGUGCCGCUUUGUUAUGUCGGAGAACGUUUGCAACACAUGCGGAGUUCAAGCAGGCCCUAGAUGGCGAAGACCUCGCCGCUUGGGUUGGGGCCUCCAUAGCACUACAAGAAAAUUUGGUAGUGGAUCUUGGCAAGCUACCUCAGCAUGCGUAUCACCUUCAACCUCUUCUAGAAAGCGCCGUGAAAUCCCAUCCAAAUAGCAUCGGGGAUGGAAUUUUUAGGAGUUGGUCCGAUAAUGUAGACGGCGCAACGAUGGCCUUCUCUUUGUGGAACGUUCUUCCUCCACCUCACGACCGUUGGAUUGUCGCCCAGAUGUCAGAGUGCCGAAAGGCAUUUCGCGCGCCCCAAACAAUACAUUACAACAUCGUGGAGGGCCAUCUGCUAAUCAAUGAUAGUUCUGCAGUCAAGGAGAUGUUUGGGAACCAGCAUCUCCUAACGUUCCCUUCGUCUUUAUGGGGUAUGAGCCACCAGCUUUCACAUCGCAUACAUAAGCAAGAAGUGCACUUUGGCAUGCGUGACGGGCAAGUCAUCAUCCGUACUAUAAACAGAGACAAUCAUGUGAUUGAGUUCAUACCCCGUCACGUUUUCAUCAGUCCAGACACUUUUGACUUGCCAGCGGAACUGAGAGAUGGAUGUACGCACUGGCUGAACUUUAGCACGAAGUGUCUUGAGAUUCGCCGAGCGCCGGUAAUCUGGGUCAAGCGAGCGGGAGAUUGGGAAGUAAAUGUCCCAUGGCGUAGAGCUUCCCGUAGGAAUGUUGAUCUUGUUGAUCCACAAUCAGACGUAUUCGGCCAAGUGGCAAAAAUAUUGCAGCAUUUCGAGCGACCGGAGAAAUUGACAGUUUACCAACCUAGGGGAAAUUUGUCGGUGGAACUGCGACACAUGGAAUUGUCAGAGCUCAACGCAGAGAUUGACAUCGAUCAGGAUGCGGGAACAUGGUAUGGCCUCGAUAGCAAAGUCGUUCUGCGAGAUAUUAUCUCUCGGGAACGUAGCAUUAUUGUGCCGCUUGGAGAGCCUCAAUAUUUCCGACGGGGUAUGCAUGUUGCUUAUAAGCGUCGUCUUCUAUACACAAAAGCCAUCUACCAUGCCCUUACGUCUUUUCCCCUUCCUGACACAUUAACGGGACGUACCGGCACGGAAGAAGCAUUCGAUAUCCUCCGUUCCGGAGCUGCUCAACCAUGGAUCCCGCUAAACGAUAUUCCGUAUCAUAUUUUGGGAAUGUUAGGAGGACUUGCUCCCAACAGACACGUGACAUGGGAUGAAAACCUAACCAUCACCAUUCAACAUGAUGGUUACACGUCUCUUGUUCAAAAUAUCCUCACGAAAUCUAACCGCUUUGAAUUUGAGGAGGUCACACAUCUCCGCCACCGCGGCGAGCUGCAACGACGUGCUGUACCGGAUAUGGCUUAUCAGUCUCGCGAUCGUAGAACAUCAUCCAAAGCUACCCGCGUAUACGAAGUCGUUCGCCUCCUUGUGACAGGCUGCUCCUCUCUGAAACUGGAGACUACGGUCGAAUCCUUUCUUGAAUCUCACGAGGUUAUCGGCGGAUUCUGCGAUGAGCCUAGCUCGCUCUAUAACCGGGAACCGCUGAUAAGCCAAAUUGAAGACCCUAUCAAUGAAAAAUGGGGAAGUCUCGUUCAGCUGUGCCGAUAUGCGGACCAUAUCACGCCGUUAUUCUUUCGGCUUGGACUACUAGCCUUCCGUCCUAACCCGGAUAUGGACACGAUCCGUUCGCUCGUCGCCUUCUCGGUGCUGAAGGGGCUUAAAACCCUGUCGCCACCUCUAUAUAGUGGUUUCAUGGACUUUAAAACACGCGGACGGCCCCCGGUUGAACUUCUAUGCGCACUGGUAGCCCCAUCUUACAGGGACUUUGAGCCCAAGUUGCGUCGUGGGCGCGAGCUGAAAGAUCAAUACGGGCAUAGCAGUCGACAACAUCAGGCCCUAUGUGAAAAAGAGAAUCAGGAAUUUGCCUCUCAUGUUCUUGGGCAAUGGCCCGUUCCAGCCGACGAGUUGUCUUUUGACGCUUUACACAUAGGGAUCCUCGAUAUUUCCCUAGCGCUGGAGAAAAUACGCCCUGAAUGGGAACGCAGGCGUAAGAAUGGCGAACUAGAGACUUAUGCUAAUAAAGUACAAACGGUUCUUCAUUCACAUAGGGGCACUCAGAAUGCAUCUGCCUUGUGGAAGUGGACAAAUGCGGAACCUUUGUUCACGAAACCCAAACACCUCGAAGCCUCCCAAACCACAGCCGGGGAUGUUCUAAUGAAGGUCGGCCCACGACUCGAAUCCCUAAUGCCGAACAUCUCGUUCAAUGUUGGGGAUGUGGCUAAGGACCGUGUGACUGAACCAGUACAGGCGAGCCAUACAAGCGAAACUACGCAAUUAAGAAACAUUUUAAACAAGUUCGCGACGUCUAAGACAUUGAGGCGCCAACAGUAUGCAAGCUAUCUCCUUCAGAGCCUGGCUGUCUUCGGGGUGGCUGAGCUAUCGAAUACGGAUGGCUCGAUGCCGUCCCUUGAAGAAGUUGAUGACGCUAGAGAUUCGGGUUAUAGAAUAGCGGGACGCUAUUUCGAGGAAAUCUCGUCAGCUCUCACGUCUGGAGACCAUGGGUCUAAAUGGCUGCGGCUAGGUGCCCUCUGGCCAUUCGUGUCUCCCCUCGAGGUACUUGUCCUCCUCAGGACUUCGUCAACUUAUCGAUACGGGGCCGGAAUGAAGGAGGCGUUGGUGCAGUACGGAUUAGCGGUCACAUGCCUACAGCGCUUAGAGCGGAUCCGACAUGCCUUGCUCCGGAGGGAUAACCGGGUACUUCGCGAGGAAUUGCGAAACUCCGGCCAUGAAAAUUGGUCACCAGUGCAACAGCCUGACUGGCUAUUACUGGAAGUCGAUGGCAAUUUCCUCAUACGAACCGAGCAGGUAGAUGUCGCACGAGCCAUGAUUGCACCGUCAUCAGGUCAGAAUAGCGUACUCCAGAUGAAUAUGGGUAAAGGCAAGACAUCUUGCAUUGUCCCUAUGGCAAUAUGUGUUUUAGCCGACGGUCAAGAUCUCGUGCGGUUGGUUGUACCCAAAGCACUACUUAUGCAGACAGCACAGAUGACGCAGUCACGUUUGGGGGGGCUUGUCGGACGUGAGGUCUUCCACGUCCCUUUCUCGCGAAAGACAAGAUCUACAAGCAAUAUGCUGGAGUUAUAUGCACAGAUUCACAGGGAAGCGCGCAGUCGCAGAGGCCUUAUCCUCACCAGCUACGAGCACGUCCUCUUCUUCAAGCUUGGCGGUUGGCAACACCUCGCGGAUGGAAAAAUCGAGGCGGCGAAAACCAUGACAAACUUUCAACGUUGGCUAGAUGACCAUUGUCGCGAUAUUCUAGACGAAUGUGACUUUACGUUAGCGGUAAAGACACAACUCAAUUAUCCCAGUGGACCAGAGAUGGCUGUUGACGGAUAUCCUUUCCGAUGGCAAGUAGCCGAGGAAUUGCUGGCCUUGGUGGCCCACCUAGUUCCAGAAUUACGAAAGAAAUUCUCUGUUGGCAUCGAGGUGUUAGAGCGCCCAGGGUCAUAUCCAAUUGUACAUCUGCUCAAUAGUGAUGUGGAGGAGGCUGUCCAUAAUCACAUCCUAGACAGCAUCUGCAAUGGGCGGACAAGCUUCCUUCGUCCCGCGGAUUCGAGCUUCCCGCGCCAACAGGACAAUAUACGGCACAUUCUCUCCGCCAAGGAGUUUGAUGAACAGAAAUUCGCAGAAGCGACGAAUGCAUUUGCUAACUCGCAGGUGGCGUCCAAGAUACUCCUCCUGGUUAGAGGGUUAUUGCUCAACCGCAUCCUACUCCUUUGUUUGAAUAAACGCUGGAAUGUGCAAUACGGGCUACACCCGAACCGCCACCCUGUAGCGGUACCCUUUGAAGCAAAGGGCACGCCGUCGGAGCAAUCUGAGUUUGGUCAUCCAGACGUUGCUAUCUUAUUUACCUGUUUGGCUUUUUACUAUACCGGCCUUAAUUUGAAGCAAUUUAGCCAAGGAAUUCAGCAUGUGCUCCAGUCAGAUGACCCAGCCGCGCAGUAUGAUAUGUGGAUAUCCAGCUGCUCUAGCCUACCGGAGUCACUGCGACAGUGGAAUGUCAUCAAUAUCGAAGAUGCGGGACAAAUGGAAGAAUUGUGCCGACACUUGCGUUUGAAUUGUAACGUCAUAAACCACUACCUCAACCAUUUUGUUUUCCCAAUCCAUGCUAAGCAAUUCGAAAUUAAAUUACAAGCUUCAGCGUGGGAUCUACCUUUUUACUCGAAGGGACAACAACGUGGUGCAAGGACCACUGGUUUUAGCGGGACAAACGACAACCGUGCGAUGCUACCCCUAACCAUCCGGCAGGACGACCUCCCCAGCCUACAACAAACUAGCGCCGAGGUACUGUCGUAUCUUCUACAACCACGCAACCGCAGCUAUCAGAUGACUGUAGAUUCUACGGGUAAGCGGUUAGCCGAAGAUGGCCUUCUACAAUACUUACGGGACAACAACAUCCGCGUACUCAUAGAUGCCGGGGCGUAUAUUCUUGAGAUGGAUAACGCAAUGCUUGCGCGAGAAUGGAUGAAAAUCGACCACGAAGCAAAGGCUGCUGUCUAUUUCGGUAGCGAUAAUCGUGCCUGGGUACAUUACCGGGGCGAAAAGAAGGAAGUUCCCCUCCUCGCUACUCCUUUUGCGGACGAUUUAAACGAAUGCCUCGUAUACCUCGACGAGGCGCAUACACGAGGUGUAGACCUUAAACUACCUAUGGGCGCCCAUGGUGCACUGACAUUAGCUCUAAAGCAAACUAAAGACUUCACAAUGCAAGCGGCGAUGCGUCUCCGUCAGUUGGGAACAACCCAGUCUCUAACUUUCUUCGCGCCCCCCGAAGUCGAUCGAAGCAUCCGAGAUUUCUGUCGUCCGCCCCCAAACACACCAAUAGACUCAUCUCACGUUGUUUCGUGGCUUCUAGAGCAAACCUGCUGCGUCAAUGAGGACCUGCAAAGUCUAUAUGUAGCGCAGGGUAUCGAUUUUUGCAGAAGAGCCGACGCAAUAUAUCGGUAUCCUAAUUUCCUCGCCAGUACGAAGAUUCGCGCCAAAUUACUUGAUGUACUCCAGCAGCCAGAACGGCAGACCUUAGAGCAGCUCUAUGGCGGGGAUUCAACAACAUUUCGGACAGGCCCCAUGGACAACUUGUCUGCACCUCAGCUCCAGUUAUUCGUGAAUCAGCUGAAGCUUCAUGGUGGUGAGGCAGGUAUUGUUCGAAUGGGUGCCUUGGAAGAAGUCGAACAGGAGCGUGAAGUCCAAGUUCAGGUUGAGCAAGUACGCCAAGUUCAGAAGCCGACAAAAUAUGUAGCCCUUCCUUUCCCAGGGCUUCAUCCUAUCAUAUCGCAAUUUGCAGUUACGGGGGUAUUACCCCGUGCACCAUCUACUCGAGAAGAGGCCGGGUUCGAGCACAUGUUCACGUACAUGGCGAGGACAACCGUUGGGAGACGGUUCGGCAUACGCGGUACAGGCUCGAGGUUAUUUGUUUCUACCGAGUUCGGGAGGACAAUUAGGCACGGGAAAGACAAUGCGAGCGACUCCGACAACUCUUUGCGACCAGUAGAAUGGAUCUUGUGGAGCCCCUCAACCCAGACUGCACUGGUUAUUAUACCUGAGGAAGCCGAGUUAUUAAUCCCAAAACUUCGCCUUGCCACACUUCGGCCGCGUGUCUACCUAAUCGCCUACGCAGCGCCAGUUACGAAAGCAAUGCUCUGCUUCAACACGCUUAGGUACUACAGCUUACCUACAUUACCACCUAGACAUGAGUUUCCUGAGUGGUUCAGGUUCGAACUAGGUGUACUCGGCGGUCGGCUAUACGUGGACUCAGCAGAGUGGGAUUUACUAGCUCGACACUUACAGUCACCAUCCAAGGAAAACGCAAUAUCACAAUUUGCAUCAGCGAACGGGAUAAUACCCAUCUCUUUUGCAGAUAAUCCUACUUCGUUUCUCCUAGAGUGGCUAAUGCUCCUCCGCAGAACGCAGGAUGUUAUACAAACGCCUAUGGGCUAUAUCUGUACAGGUCGCACGCUCAGAGAAGACCACCCCUUCCGUGAAUCUUCAUAA
This is a messenger RNA of Hypoxylon trugodes, 8805 nucleotides long. RefSeq lists its product as uncharacterized. The record is from RefSeq and is a predicted model, not a curated record. The coding region runs from base 1 to 8805 and encodes 2934 amino acids. The transcript is spliced from 17 exons. Lineage: Eukaryota; Fungi; Ascomycota; Sordariomycetes; Xylariales; Hypoxylaceae.